GGCGCGCCGCAGGCCUGGGCUGCGAUGCCGGCGGGGAGGGUGUUCCGGCGGCGGGCGGGCUCCGAAGAGGACGAGGAGGACCAGCAGGUCACCGAGGAGGUCCGGCUGAAGCUCGAGGAAGCGAAGGAAGUGCAGAGCCUGAGGAGACGGCCCAAUGGGGUGAGUGCUGUGGCCUUGCUUGUAGGGGAGAAAUUACAAGAAGAGACAACAUUGGUGGAUGAUCCUUUUAAGAUAAAGACAGGUGGGAUGGUGGACAUGAAAAAGCUGAAAGAACGAGGGAAAGACAGGAUUAAUGAAGAAGAAGAUCUCAACCUGGGAACCUCUUUCUCAGCAGAAACCAACAGGAGGGAUGAAGAUGCUGACAUGAUGAAGUACAUUGAGACCGAGCUGAAGAAGCGGAAGGGAAUUGUGGAAAGUGAGGAGCAGAAAGUGAAACUGAAGAAUGCCGAGGACUCCCUGUACGAGCUGCCUGAGAACAUCCGUGUUUCCUCAGCCAAGAAGACUGAAGAGAUGCUGUCCAAUCAAAUGCUGAGUGGCAUUCCUGAAGUGGAUCUGGGCAUUGACGCAAAAAUAAAAAACAUCAUCUCGACUGAGGAGGCCAAGGCAAGGCUGUUGGCAGAGCAGCAAAACAAGAAGAAAGACAGUGAAACCUCCUUUGUUCCUACAAAUAUGGCUGUGAACUAUGUCCAGCACAACAGAUUUUAUCAUGAGGAGCUAAAUGCACCUGUGAGAAGGAAUAAAGAGGAACCAAAACCACGGCCGCUGAGAGUGGGCGAUACAGAGAGGCCAGAACCUGAGCGUUCUCCUCCAAAUCGCAAGCGUCCACCCAACGAAAAAGCAACAGAUGAUUAUCACUAUGAGAAAUUCAAGAAGAUGAACAGACGAUAUUAAGACCUGCUCUGCGGGGUACUGGGGACAGAACCUUUGGGUGGAUCUUUUAUUUUUUGUAACAAGAAGAUAUUGUGUAAAUAACUUCUGAAGUGGGAGGGGGCAUUUGCUACAGAUCUCAUGUAUGCUACAAGACUUCUCUUGCAGUGCGCUUGUAGUGAAUUAAUCUGCACGGUGUUUGUGAACUCUCCUGUCAGUGAUAACUUGUAUAAAAUGUAUUUUCAGUUAUAAAACUUCCUUUGUAAAUACAUUA
Molecule: messenger RNA, 1141 nt
Organism: Gavialis gangeticus (Gharial)
Lineage: Eukaryota; Metazoa; Chordata; Crocodylia; Gavialidae
Gene: CUNH9orf78
Product: chromosome unknown C9orf78 homolog
Exons: 10
Coding region: 25-891 (288 amino acids)
Biological process (GO): mRNA splicing, via spliceosome
Cellular component (GO): spliceosomal complex
Source: RefSeq, a predicted model, not a curated record